AUGCCGACUAGUAAUAAUCAUGCUACAGGCAUUGAAACCAAUGGAAUAUCAGUUGAAAGCAAAUCGCACCCAACUCGAACAAGCUCCAACAAAUUAGAGGAUCAAGCUGCCACAGCAGCUCUUUACGUGACAAAUCAAAAUAAUCAAACGCCCAAGACGGGUUAUGAAUUUCUGGACAGCGACAAUAAAUUGUCGUCUGCAGGUGCAGCAGCAUCCCUCAAAUACGCGAAGCCCCGAGAUUUACCAAGUUACCCCUCCACCGGAUUGAACAAGAGUCAGUCGGCAGCUGGAGCAGCAGCAUCUUUGGGUUGGCAGAACCAAAAGACUUUCGAACAUUGGAAACCAGAUCCGUCCGCUGCGGCGUCUGCUGCUGCGAUGUUAGCUAAGGAUUACAAAAUGAAGCCCAUGUGGCAGCCAGAAGCAAGUGCGCAUGGCGCAAAAGCAGCUUUGUUGGCUCAUAAAGCCAAUAAAGGUGUCGAAUUGUGGCAACCGGAGCCUACCGCAUGGGGAAAUACUGCCGCCACUCAAGCUAUGAAGAAGGGGAACACAUUAUCACCGCAAUUGGAUUAUGGGCACACUGCUGUUGGAAGACAGGGUUCCCUUUUGGCCGCGACUGGUGCUAUGGCUAGCAGCAGGAAACGUGCAAAUUCGACACCAGUGAAGACUCAAAGACCCGAAACCUAUCCUGACGAAGCCAAUGCUGCCAGUAAUGCUUUGAGAGCUGCAAAGUCUGUUCACAAAUCUCAAAUCGGUGCUGGAAAAGCUACCAAUACUGGUCAAACAAAUACACCCAGUAAUGCCAUGAAAGCUGCAGUCGCUGUUCAUAGAUCCAACACUGUUCUAAAACCCAAUACCUUCGAAAAGAGUGUUGGAUCAGUACCAUUCACAACAAUGCCGCGAGAAAUGUAUACGUCUCAGCCACCUGUCGACCAAUUUGAACAGGAGCUGCCCAAAGACCAAAAUCGUGAAGAUGUCCUUAAAGCCUCAGCAAUUGCCAUGGCAAAAAAAAUGUACAACCAACAGCAGAAACAAAGUGCUGCUACUUCCAAUGCGCAAUCUGGUGCGGCUGCAGCACACGGCCAGCGAAGACUUUCUAUAGAUAGCGAUGAUGAACCUACACCGAUGCGUUUUGAUAAUCUCCAAGCAAGAGCACAGCAGCUCACCAAUGAGUCGGUGGCGAGAAUGACAACCGAGGAUAUUCGAAAUCGUGAAUAUCGAGAUUAUUAUGGAGCUACUCCAAGUAUAUCUUCAAAGUUAUCUAAGCGUGGUCGGACAAGACGUCGGGCUUCCAGUUAUGAUGAGGAUCGCCAUCAGUCUGACAAAAUCCGAGCUCAGAUGAAUUUAUUCUCAAGCAAUAUCUCUAAAGUAGACGAAGAAAAGCGACAACGAGAUCGCGAUGCUUUACAUGCUGCAGCUAAGCGCAAUGUUAAUAAGGAUAUUCACGAGAUGGAUAAACAAGUAUUUAAAAAUACUGGCAAAGUUGCUCCAUCUCUACUCAACGAAUGGGAGCUGAAAGCACAUGAAGCUGCUCAAGCCCAGAGUAAAGCUAGAAUGGAGAAUUUUGGCAAAGUCGAUAUUGGUGGUGGAAAAUUUGUCGAUCAAAGUGUGAUUGAUGCUGCUGCCGCUAAAAUAAUCCAGCCACAAUUGGAGGAAAUCAACACAAAGGCAGAAGCUAAGAGGUUUCGAGAGGCUGAAUUGAAACUUGAGGAAGAGACUCGAAAGAGAAAAUCGCAAGAGAUUAAGAUGAGAGAGAAAGAGGAGAAAGAAAUCACCAAGAAAUUGAAGCAACAAGAAAAAGACGAAGAGAAAGAGCGCAAAGCUGAUGAGAAGGCCGCUCUAAAGGAACGUCGUAAAUCAACCACCAAAUCCGAACCAGGUGCUCCAGUUUCAAAAACCUCACCCACCAGCGUACCUGGCGAAUCUGAACGUCCCACUACGGCUCCAGCUCCAGUACCUAUUCGUACUUCUAUAGAUGGGAAUAGUACUCAUGUAUCUGGAGCUACAGAUGAUCCACACACAAGUCAACAGGUUUCAUCCAAUGCCCCAUCACCAACUUCUGAGAGUGGUUCCAAGGUGAAGAAUUGGCUUAAGUCGAAAAUGGGAAGGAUAUCUGGUCGUCACUCAAAAUCUUUAUCAGAAUCUAAUGCUAUUAAAGAUGAGAAAGGAUUUGUGGGUGGUCAUACCUACACAGGUGCAAGUGUUAAUAAUAGUACGACAUCUCUUAGUCGACAAAGUAUAAGGGACGUUGCAAAUGCCACCGCUCUUGUCCCCGGAACCAAUCCCACUGUUGCUCCUACUCAACAACCAGAAGAGUUUGAAAGAGUAGGCAGAAGUAAAGUAAGACCAGGAGAUGAUGUGAGUAGCCUUAGCGAAUUUAGUGACAAAGCAAAGGGCAGAGAAGACAUUACAAGUGGCGACGAUGAUGAUGAUGACUUUCAGGAGGCAAGAGACAACUUUAAUGACGAGUUGGCGCCGCCUAGACCAUUCUCAUCUCACGGAGCAGUCAGUACGAGUCCGGGUAGAGCCCCUAGAUUUCAUGAGGAGAUCUAA
Botrytis fragariae is the source of this 2550-nucleotide messenger RNA. Its product is annotated as putative eisosome protein 1 protein. The record is from RefSeq and is a predicted model, not a curated record. The transcript is spliced from 4 exons. Gene Ontology annotation, biological process: eisosome assembly. NCBI's taxonomy places the organism in Eukaryota, Fungi, Ascomycota, Leotiomycetes, Helotiales, Sclerotiniaceae. The coding region runs from base 1 to 2550 and encodes 849 amino acids.